AUGUCAGCGAGGCAAUCUGGCGUGCGGAAGGCGAAUCGCCCGCGGAAGGAGAAGAGACCACGCCAACCUGCUCCACGGAACGCGGCCGAGCAGCAAUUGUAUCGUGAAGAAACCUAUGACAGGAUCCAAGCCGAGCUUCGGAGCGAGAGAUUCAAACAUCCGUUCGUGACUGGGGUGGKCGUCUCCCAAGGAGAUGGCGCUGUCUGGUUCUCCCUCACGCGCGAAGGAGGAGUGCUCCGUCGCAUUUGGGCUGAUGGCUGGAAAGGACCUAGUCAAUUCACCACCGCCGCAGAUUAUGAGGUCGGGGGACUUAUGACUGCAACAUUCCGCGAGACAUUGACGCGCAAGGCGAAAGAGUGCGCAGCGCUGAUUCGUGCCGAGUCUUUGGAUGGAGAUGUACAUGCGAAUGGCAGAAGCAUCACAAGAGUUGAAGCCAUGCUGAUCGAGGAGUUUUAUCAGUGCUGGGAUACGGCUGUUAAGUUUUGUCAAGCUAUGGACCUGCUUGAACGCCCGCCGAGGAUGGAGUGGCCACGCGCUGAGCAAGAUGCAGGCAAAGAACUAUUUCAACAACUGCAGAACGCCUACGACGCGGGCCGUGGAACCAAGACAUUCUUUCCGUCGCCGGAGGCGUGCAGCAUUACUGCAUUGUGGCUCUUGACGGAUUGGGAUGACCAUGGUGAGCUGUUCGAGAAGAGUCCCCAUCUUAUCGAUCGAGCCCUUUACUGCGGACAGCAGAAGCUGUGGAAAACCACGGGGCGGGCCAAGGAUCGAAACAAGAUCGUAGAGGUUCCUUUGAACAACCACACUGCGCUUCUCGACGUGAACAAUUUGGACAACUACCCCGCUAUCAAUCGCUCGUUCAUCGCUACCCAGGAACAGCUGUGGACCUUGUCCGAUAUCUCGCUCAUUGCCAACGACGCGCUUCGAGGCCAACGGAGACAGCAUUGGCAUGUACAGAAAGCCCUGCGAGGUCAAGGACGUCAGCCUGUGUUGGCAAAUCGGAACAAUCGCCAAGAGGACGGUGAGCAGUUCAACGGCUGGUUGUCCGUGUUCUACAAUAGGAAGGAUUCUUGGGCGAAGGCCACCCUUGACAUGCCACUGUUCUAUGUGCCGCACAAUCUCAUUGCAGAUGUCGAUGAUCACGAAGAGAGCGCCAACUUAUUGAAGCAGCUUGCCCUCGAUCUUACCAGAUACUCAACCUGGUCGCUGGUGAUUGGGGUUUGGAACGACUAUCUCAUCCCAGCUGCCGAGAGGGACGACCUUGACCUCAUUAGACUUCUUGGUCGCAGGUUGCGACGCAUGAUUCGGGGUAGGCCUCCACCCCCGCCAGGGCAACAGCAUGAUGACUCUCCCGAUGAGGAUAAUGAUGACGGCCGCGGAUACAGCGCCGAUGAGGGCGACGAUGCCGAUGAGGGCGACGACAACUGGGGAGCAGACGAUGGUGAUGGUGAUGAUGGUGAUGGCGGUGAUGGUGAUGGCGAUGACGGUGAUGGCGAUGACGGUGAUGGCGAUGAUGGUAGUGGCGAUGAUGGUAGUGGAAGUGAGGAUUCGGAUGUGUACUAA
Ramularia collo-cygni is the source of this 1563-nucleotide messenger RNA. RefSeq lists its product as uncharacterized. The coding region runs from base 1 to 1563 and encodes 520 amino acids. The transcript is spliced from 2 exons. Lineage: Eukaryota; Fungi; Ascomycota; Dothideomycetes; Mycosphaerellales; Mycosphaerellaceae. The record is from RefSeq and is a predicted model, not a curated record.